UUUCUGCACAAAAUGAACUGUUAUUGAGAUUAGUUGAAACUUUCAAAGUUCAUUAAAUUAAUAUUUAACUUUUCAACUACGCUCUUUAAACGAAUAACAAGUUCGUAUAUAAAAGAUGAUGCCAUCUUCGUGGAAGACGAAACGCAGUAGAAUUCAAGCUUAAAAAGAUAGCGAUAAUUUCGAUAACGAAAUUUCGUUUUCGAUCGCGAGGAAUAUUUGCAAAAGUUCAAAGGAUCCUAACGCAUGUCCGAGAAAAGAUUAAUCAGCGCGGGUCGCGAAAUUUUCGAGGGAGUUAAAAGGAAGUCGCGCUAGGAUUCGCGGAAAAACAAAUUCCAGGUUUUCGCGGUGGCCAACACGGUCGACCCAGAGAGAAGAUGCCCCGAAGCGCAGCGAGACUCGACGGCGCCUGCGUGGCCAUGUGACGUCAUUGGCGAACCGGGCAGCUCGUCCGCUAGACAUUCAGUCUCGCCUCAGCAUCGAACGAGGUUGUACGUAUUUACGGUGCGCACGUAACCCGACAAAGUAUCACGGAAGUAAAGUACCAGUAAUACCCGAUAGUCGUCGCGCUUAACGUUACAUAAACUCGUAGAACGAAAACGAGAUCGCGUGACUUCUCGAUCCAAGCAGGCAUCGUUCACGCUACAGUGUCCGACGUUUGCUCGUCGAUCAUCGCGAGAAAAACUCGCCUACAAAGUGCAUACACAACAACAACAACAUCGGACAAAAACGGAAGAGAUUUCGAUUAGUUCUCUUUCGGUCUUUCGCUAUCGUUGAAACGCGCGAUUAGUACGCGAUACGCGCGCCUUCUUUUCUCCCUCGCGUUCGCGAAAUCGUAACUCGUCCACGAUAACCCUCGUACCGUUCCAAUUAACGCCUCAGUGAUAAACACGUGCCGACGAGUGUACGACCCGAAGGGGGACAAGCGUUUCUUGAGGCAGACGAUGCUCCGAUACUGUUCGAUAAACGAGUUCUGAUCAGAGGGCACACGAACGGGCAUCCUCGCGCAGAGUCGCGUUCGCGUAGGGUACAUGCAACGUCCGAGUGCGUCGCUUGGUCGUUUCCCCUACUAUGCACACUGAGAGGUACCCGACUACUAUGAGAGAAUGAGCUGCUCGGUGAAGAUCUCGUGUGGCAAGAGUUGGAGCGGUUCGCAGCGAAGGAUCAACUCGCUCGCGGAGGAGAAUACUUGCCCUACGACUGGAAGCGCGAGUUGUGCCGGCCUAGCGGCCCAGUCGGCCGCCGCCGUAGCGUCGACGUCGACGUCGACCACGGCCACCACGACCACGCCGACGACCACCACCACGAACACCGUCACCGGCACCGCCACCACCGCCAGCCAAAGGAUUGGACAGCUGCGUCCCGUCAAAUCUAUCACCGCUAAAAAAGGGGAGGAUAUCACGAAACUGCUCAAGUACAUCGACGAUAACGUCAUCGGCAAGAACGGCACGUUCUUCGGACCAUUUGGCCGCAGGAAAGUGGUAUACUGCGAUUACACAGCGUCCGGAAGGUCACUGCAAUUCCUCGAGGAAUACAUCGCGAAAGAAGUGCUGCCAUAUUUGGGCGACACCCGAGCUUCCACGUCCAUCUGCAGCCUCCAGUCUUCUCUGUUCAGACACGAAGCCAGAGACAUCGUCAGACAUGCAGUGGGAGCUGGCGAACAGGAUGCGGUGCUGUUCACGGGUCAAGGCACGGCUGCUGCCCUUCGCACACUUCUGCGACACUUGGAUCUCUCGAAAUCCACCGUGGUGUUCGUGGGUCCGUUCGAGCAUCACGCGAAUCUGCGACCUUGGAGAGAGUAUGGUGUCAGGAUAGUACGAGUGUCUGAGACCCGGGAGGGUUUCUUGGAUCUGAACGAUCUCGAGCGUAAGCUGAUGAAAGUGCGAGCCGAGGGUGUUACGCAAAUGAUUGGAUGCUUCAGUGCUGCCAGUUGCAUAACCGGGGUUUUGGCAGAUGACGUCGCCACGACCCUCAUACUACACCAGUACGGGGCACUUAGUGUUUGGGAUUACACCACUGCAGCCCCGUACGUGCAGAUCGACAUGAAUCCACAUCUACCCGGUGUGGGGGAGACGGCCGUUCACAAAGACGCGAUCAUUUUCGCCGGACACAAGUUCAUCGGAGGUGUUCAAUCGCCUGGAGUACUGGUGACCAAAAGGUCCCUGUUGAAGGAGAGAAUUGCUGCGGAGGACAUGAGGGACUCCCAUCAUUAUCAUCGAGAUCCUGAGCUUCGAGAGGAGAGCGGCACUGCUGGAGUCGUCGAAAGCAUCAGAUGUGGACUCGCGAUGCAAUUAAAGGAAAACGUGACACCGCGAGCUAUCGUCGCUCGUCAGGAUAAGAUUUCCAGACAAGUGCUGGCUCACGUACGAACAAUUCCGGAACUGAUUCUGCUCGGCAGCGGCUCGCAGAAUGUUAAGAGGUUGCCGAUCUUUUCGUUCAUGGUGCGUCAUCCGCGAGGCACGUUUCUACACCACAACUUCGUGUGCGCGGUGUUGAACGACGUCUUUGGGAUACAAGCCCGAGGCGGGUGCGCGUGCGCGGGUCGUUACGCUCAUGACCUGAUGGGAAUCGACCAGGAACUCGCCAAGGAGUACCAGAAAGCUCUUCUGGAGGGCGAGCGGAGCAACGAGAAUGGAGAGACGAACGCGGAAGGAUUAAGGCCAGGAUUCGCUAAGCUCUCGUUUCCGUAUUUCAUGUCCGAAGCGGAAGUAGCCUUCGUUUUGGAGGCAUUGAAGAUGGUCGCAACCGAAGGCUGGAAGCUUCUGCCCCAGUACGUGCUGAACCCGGACACCGGCGAAUGGAGGCAUCACACGAACAGCGUGUUCAAGGAAAGAAAAUGGCUGAGUUCUAUCAGAUACACCGACGGGAAGAUGAACGCGUCGGAAAGAAGGGUGUCCGGGUCCGGCGUUCUUCCGCAGAACUACGGCGACUGUUUGCAAACGGCGAGGAACAUCUUCAACCGUGCGAGAAAAAUGGCGCAAAGGUAUCCUCUGCAGAUAGAUCGCAGCUACAACUCCGUGCCCGAACGGCUGGAGUACCUGCGAUGGUUCAUGCUGCCCAGCGAGGCGCAGGACCUUCUGCUGGGCAACUCGCAGAACGUGAAGCAAGAUGUGCCUUUCAAUCCGAUGCUCUCGUGGAACAAGCACGGCCAUCACACGCCGACAACCACGCACGACAGUCUGGUGAACUCGUUGGCGCUGGCGAACAGCAUCCGUCGACUGAACAGCGACAUUCCGCGGACGGGAAAUCCGCCGAUCUCGUCAAACUCGCCCAGACACCGCAGUCUUCCCGUGCUGAGCAGCGUCAGAAGGACGUUGCUGAACGCGGCCGAGUUUCAGUCGUCCUCCUCGAGUCCCGGAAGCGGCAACGAGGAGGAACAGCCGAGCAACACCGAACGUAACAACGAUUCGACGGGUCAGAGGUCACCAGCCACUUGUCCGAGCUCGCCGAUGCCAGUUAGAUUCGCCGUUGGCGAGGCGGUCACGCCUUCGGCUCUUGGAACGAUGUCUCCCGCGGGCAACAGGCCACUCAAAGAGCAGAGAGAUCUCAUAGACGCUGCCAAUUCCGGCCGUGCCAGGUGCAACUCUCUGGGGAGCACUACUGGCGGGGUUAACGGCUCGGGAAAUCGAAACGUGGCAUCAUCCUCCUCCUCGCCUAUACCGCCUCUUCCGCUAAGCCCUCAGACAUUGACCAGCUUAGGGUUGGGAAAUAAUGGAAACUCUCCGAAGCAUAGACGACAUCACUGCAGCUGCAGCAGUCAGACGGAGCUGAACUCUUUGGAGCUGGACAACGGUAGCCCCAGUCACUCGAUCUUGUCUCUGAACUGCCACAACGCAGCUUCGCCACCGUCGUCCUUCUGCUCGGUAAGCGACUACACGGAGAAGUUCAUUGGAGGUGGUAGGUCGUCACCCAUUUCCGGGAACGGUGGGCAGAGGUCGGAGGACGAUCUGAGCGCUUACGUGAAGGAGGUGACCAAGGAGCUGGCGACGGAGAUCAAGUCCGAGAUCCGCGAGGUGAUCUCCAAGGUCGAUGACGCUUUAUCGGAGACGAACACGUCCGAGAACACGCCGCAACAUCACUCGCGCAACCACAGCUCCAUCAGUCAGCUGUCCGUCGAGGAGAAACAGCUCAGACACGACUCGUUCACGGCCAGCGACAUUGCUGAGUACUUGAUGGAGUUCUCUAAAGAGAUGGCCAGCGAGGUCAAAUCUGAGAUCAGAUGCAUGGUGAACGCGGUCGACGGGCUGCACAGACAUUCUCCGGAUGCCUCGGCUUCUGACGUGUCCUCGAACGGUUGCGGCUCCCCCGACAGGGGAAGGAUUCUCCAGUCGUCGACCUCUCCCAGAUUGUCCAGCGCCAGACGAAGCGGCCCGAUCGAGAUCUCGGGCAAGGUCGGCGAGCUGACACAGCAGGAAAGCAAGAUGUCGAGCGAGUGCUCUUCAGAUGAGACGGUGAUCUACGUGAUGAAACCACCGGAGAACGAGCAGAUGGUUCGCAACCAGUCGAAAACGGACGACGAAGAGGUGGUGCCGGAUCUGGACGACGAUUUGAACGACGACGACACGCACGAACGCGGAGGUUUAGAGAUCGGCGACGCGAGGAAGGUUCUCCCCAAGAUCUAUUCCGCGGUGAACUCCGUCAGCUCCCAAGACAGCGGCAUCAAUCUGAGCUUCCACGAAAGCGACAAGUCUUUGGACUCCGUGGACUUGAAGAGGAGCAGCAGCGCCGAGUCGAAUUCUACGAACAGCUACGGUCGCAAGCCAAGGGCCGCGUCGAUGAGUUCCCUGUCCAACAAGUCCAGCUGCAAGCAACAGGUCCGCCAGAACGACGACUUCUCCGAAGACGAGGAAUGCUCUGGCGACCUGAAGGAGGAAGAAGAUGGAGAGCAGGCUGCGUUCGAAUCUAAAGAAGGAAAGACUGAAGGAACCCGACCGCAAUGGCAUUGCCCCCCGAAGAGCAUCUGGAAACCAGCUGUAGAGGCUAUGCAGGAGUUCGACAUGAUCCGAGACAACGACAGAGUGUUGGUUUGUCUGUUGGCCAAUGGCAAAGGAUCACUGUCCUUGCUGCACACGCUGCACCAGUACAGAUUUUACGUGAGGUCCAAAGGCGUGGACUUCGAAAUUGGCGCUGCUACUGUCGACACGAACAGGUUCGACCCGCUCAAGCUGAUGAGCUACCUGAAGGCUCUGGACGUUCCUUACUUCUACGAGGAGCAAAACGUCGAAGCGAAGUGCAACAGCGGCGAGAAUCAACCGGAAGAGUCUCUAGACGCCAGCGGAGCGUGCAGCUUCUGCGAUCGAAACACCAGGGCGCAAUUGUACUCUAUCGCUAAGAGACACAAUUACAACGUACUGGCUGUGGGCCAACAUCUGGAUGAUCUCACCGAGGGCUUCCUCGUCUCCGUGUUCCACGGUGGCAAGCUGAAAACCAUGAAGGCCCACUACUACAUACGCCGACAAGAUCUCAGGGUCAUACGACCGCUCGUGUACGUUCGGGAAAAAGCGUUGAGGCAAUUUACGGAGACUAAGAAGCUGCUGGCUUCGCGGGAAACCGGGUCAAGUGACCUUCCCGAGAAACCGCGACAAAGCAAGGAGUUGAUUCUUCAACAAGAGCGCACGUACCCGCACUUCUACUCGUCCUUGAGAACAGCCCUGCGCCCCCUGAUCGACGCCUACGGACCACAAAAUUUGGACGUCGUUUCCAGCGCAGGAAGCAACGCGGACUCCAGCAGCGUGAACGCGAACGUCGGCGGAAACGGUGCGUCCGCAUCGAACAACCACCAGAAGCGACAGCGAAGAGUGAAGAGUAAUUCCACAGUUCAGAGCAAGCCGAAAGAGCACGAGGACAACGACGAGACCGACGAGGAGCCGGUCCUCUGAGGGAGACCCGUCGCGAGAUGGGAUUUCAAUCGUGCUUCGAUCUCAUCCUCGCAUCACCGUCGAAAACUAUCAUUGUCCGCGUUCUCCGGAGUGAGAAGAAGGCGUCUGCGAUUCGCGACCGCCGUCGCCAACGCGAACGUUCAGGAUCCUGACGGAGAUUGCUAGGAGGUCGAUGAUACACCAUCGAUCUUGGGGAUGUGGGAUUUUGCGAUGACGUCGACCAGCCCGGUCGAAUCGCAAGUGAAUCGCAAUGCAACGAUUUUGUUUGAACUACUAUUCUGUCGAUAGUAGUCGACCGUCAUAGACGGUCCUGGCUUGACGUGCAAGAAGCGUACACUCGACGUGUACGAGAUCCUUUCACGGACUUUUCGAGAUCUUAGCGAGGCUUCUUCGCGAACGUUUACGAUUUUUCCUAGGAACUUUUUGGUGUUGAUUAGUGAACGGUUCGUAAGAGAUACGUUGAGGAGACAACCCGUCGUAUCCUAUAAUGCUUCACGAGCUACUUAAGAAACGUUUGUGCGCGGUUAAAUGUUACUUACCUAAGGACACUUAGCGUUUAUAUAACCACCAAUACGAUGAGACUUCGGUUGUACUUUUCGAGUUCAGAGCAGUGGCCUCGGCCAUCUUUUGGAUUGAGGCUCAAUUUGUAAGCAGCAGUUGGUGAACGAGUUAAACGUUAUUUAAAGGACUUAGCGUUACGUAGCCAACACAGACUUCGGUCAUACUUUUCGAGCUCGGGUCUUACCAUUUUUUGGCAAGAUAUUCGUAACAGAACGUUUGAGACUAGAAAGCAGACAGUGAAUAGGUGAAGAAAAGUGAACGCGCGAUUCGACAACCGAAUUGGACUCUGAAACAAAUGGAACGAUUGAUCGAUUGGGGAACGACAAGUGAUUCGAGAAGCGCCAAAAGAACCUCUGCUCAACGGACCGCAGCGCGGCCGCGCGCGCACGAGGGACAUCUAAUUUUUUAUAUAAUCGCGAGUUUAAUAAAUUUCGAGGUCGCGUCUCGCCCCGUUGACGAUCAGGGUUAGUCGCUUAAGAUACCAAAUUUUUGUAAAUCGUACCCGCAACGAUCUCACCGGCGGUUCGGGCAAGAUCUCUUUUUUCGAGCAUUUUUCCGACGAUCGAACGUGAAUUCGAUGUCUUUGGAGGGCUAAGGGUACGCGUGACUUUCGUUCUCGUUCCGAAUCGUUGGGGCGUUCAUUUUUUUUGCGGUCAAGAAAAAAUGUCGUCCCUGACGAUUCGCGAACACGUCUCGAGUGAUCAGAAACAGAAGGGCGCUUCGAUGAAACGGGCAAGCGCAGGUGACCAAUCGUCAUCCAUCGAGCCGUAUUUUUUCCGCGAGCGUUCCAUUUGCACGAAUUAUAAUUACAGGAUCGAGAAUACAAAGAUUUCGAUAUGAUUCUCAGCUGCAUGUAUGUACUUCGAUAGCACGCACAGAAAAAAAAGUAAACGAACGCGGCCGUCGAACGCGCGGUCGCGUCUACUCGUAAAUACGUGUACAUAAAGUAACGCUUCUCUGACGAGUAAACCGAAGGAACACGGUGUGUAUCGUUAAACGAAAGCUUUUUCCUCUUAACUGGUAAUAAUACAACGCAUCUUAUACAUAUAUAUCAUUGUGUGUCGUCUUGCUCGAGAUCAUUGGCGGAUCAUAUUUUUCGACUAUUGUAUAGCCUCUUUAUCGUCGAUGAACGUCGAGCGGACGAGUCGAGCGGAUUUCACACGGUAUUCUUUCGAGAAAUUGUAUUCAUGGCGUUUCGGAACAUGGCGUCCGCUCGUCGUCGAAUCGCGAACAGACUGGGAUUACGCGCGCGAUUAUAUUCCAGGCCGCGAGAGUUCGGCCACCAGUUAAUGGUCAAAGCUGGAUGACUUAAAGAAAAUUGAAAAAAAAAAAAAAUAUACGAAAUG
This is a messenger RNA of Megachile rotundata (alfalfa leafcutting bee), 7783 nucleotides long. RefSeq lists its product as uncharacterized. The record is from RefSeq and is a predicted model, not a curated record. Lineage: Eukaryota; Metazoa; Arthropoda; Insecta; Hymenoptera; Megachilidae.